CUAAAGCAGAUAAGAAGCAAAAACAAAAGAGGCUGCUCCACACUAAGGAGGAAAACUGUGCGAAAAAAGAGAAGCCAAAGCUAUUUGUCUUUCUUUCCUUUUCUUCUUCUUCUUUGUUUUAGUUCCCCGUUGAAGAAAAAUGGAGGGUGUUUUGCAGUGGUUGAAGCUUGUAGCCAUAUCUUUCAUGGUGUUAGUUUUGGUGUUAAAAGUGUUGGUGUUGCUUUGGUGGAGACCGAAGAGGAUCGAAGAUCAUUUCUCAAGGCAGGGGAUAAGAGGACCUCCUUACCAUUUCUUCAUUGGAAAUGUUAAGGAGCUUGUGGGCAUGAUGUUAAAGGCUUCUUCUCAACCCAUGCCUCUCUCCCAUAACAUUCUCCCCAGAGUUCUCUCUUUCUACCAUCAUUGGAGGAAAAUCUAUGGUGCAGCGUUUCUGGUCUGGUUUGGUCCUACAGUUCGCCUCACAGUGGCUGACCCGGAUCUCAUAAGGGAAAUCUUCACUUCCAAGUCUGAUUUCUAUGAAAAGAAUGAAGCCCACCCUCUUAUAAAACAGGUCGAAGGUGAAGGCCUACUUAGUCUCAAAGGCGAAAAAUGGGCUCAUCAUCGAAAAAUCAUCACCCCCACAUUCCAUAUGGAGAAUCUCAGAUUGCUAGUUCCAUUGGUGGCACAAAGAGUAACCGAUAUGCUCGACAAAUGGUUGGCAAUGUCGACCAGCUCCGGUGAGAUUGAAAUCGAAGUUUGCGAAUGGUUUCAAACACUCACCGAAGAUGUCCUUACACGUACAGCGUUCGGGACCAGUUAUGAAGAUGGAAAGGCCAUUUUUCGACUACAAGCCCAACAAAUGGUGCUGGCAGCCGAGGCAUUUCAAAAAGUUUUCAUCCCCGGUUAUAGAUUUUUACCGACCAAAAGGAACAUAAGCUUUUGGAAAUUGGAUAGGGAGAUUAAAAAGUCAUUGAUGAAGCUAAUCGAACGACGGAAAGAGAAGUUGGGG
This is a messenger RNA of Hibiscus syriacus, 985 nucleotides long. Its product is annotated as cytochrome P450 734A1-like. Gene Ontology annotation, biological process: brassinosteroid metabolic process; brassinosteroid homeostasis. Gene Ontology annotation, molecular function: iron ion binding; heme binding; monooxygenase activity. NCBI's taxonomy places the organism in Eukaryota, Viridiplantae, Streptophyta, Magnoliopsida, Malvales, Malvaceae. The transcript has 4 exons. The record is from RefSeq and is a predicted model, not a curated record. The annotation marks the transcript as partial.